AUGCGAAAGUUAGAAGACAUAACAGUUCCAGUGUUACGUCAUGGUCCAUUGCCAACUACCACUUUCAGUUUUGAUCCCGAUCCAAACGACGAAGACAUCGAAAAAGCCCUCAAAGAACAAUCUCAAAGAAAUGAUUCACCACUUACGGGUAUUUUUAUAACAGCAGCGUGUGGCUCAAUAUUAUUCAUUGGUGUUUUGGCAUUUUCGAUAUAUGCAACGCGUGAGAGAACACUACAAAUUGAGAAAGAUGUAUAUGAAUUGCCCAUACAAACAUCGAUUACAAAUAGUAGUAUCAGUAGUACUAGUGGAGAAUCAACAACAAGUCCCAAUGUUGUAUUAUAG
Messenger RNA from Didymodactylos carnosus, 342 nucleotides. The record is from the annotation of a GenBank genome assembly. NCBI's taxonomy places the organism in Eukaryota, Metazoa, Rotifera, Eurotatoria, Philodinida, Philodinidae.